Molecule: messenger RNA, 750 nt
Organism: Rhodotorula toruloides NP11
Lineage: Eukaryota; Fungi; Basidiomycota; Microbotryomycetes; Sporidiobolales; Sporidiobolaceae
Product: Vps51/Vps67 family protein
Exons: 4
Coding region: 1-750 (249 amino acids)
Biological process (GO): endocytic recycling; retrograde transport, endosome to Golgi; lysosomal transport
Cellular component (GO): EARP complex; GARP complex; membrane
Source: RefSeq, a predicted model, not a curated record
AUGGCUUACGCAACUCCCAGAAGACCUUCUGCUAUCCCUGAACUCGCCUCGCCAUCUCCCUCUUUCUCCCGACGCGUCUCGACCGCUUCAUCGCUCGGAGGAGGAGGACAGAGCGGGAGCCCUUCGCUCGGGUCUGGGUCGGAGAGGAAGCGAAGGACGAGGCUGCGAGAUUACUACGGGCUCAGCACGCCGCGGCCAGGGGAUGGAAUGGACCUUGACUCUCCCGCUUCUUUCGACGCGAACAACUACUUCCAAACACUGGCGUCGACCGCAUCACUUCCGGAGCUGCUCAAGCGGGAGACGGACCUGAUCAAUGGCGAAUUGCUCGCCCAUUUCUUGCUUUCGAUCUGCUCCCUGGUGUACAAUCACCAUGGCGAGCUGAUCUCGGCUAGCGACACUAUUCGCAAGAUGAAGAGCCGCGCCGAGGCCCUCGAUACCUCUCUCGACUCGCUCAAGUCGUCCUUCCAGACGAUCGCCCAGCUUUCCGCCUCGCUUGCCCCGACUACCGCAUCAUCCGCCUCCGCCAAGCCGCCCUCAUCUGCCCCUACGUACCCUCGAUCACCAACAGAACCCCCUCAUACGCCUCGCUCCAGCCGAAGACUCGCAGCUCUCCCCGAAUCGCCCGACUCGCCAACCACGCCAACUCAGUCGCGCGCACGCUCCGCCUCACAGCCUCCGCCGCCCGAAGCAAUCCGACCAUUCUCGGGCGAAAAGGCCAAGGCGACAGUCUUUGGGGGAGCGCCGGGCUGA